Molecule: messenger RNA, 3690 nt
Organism: Leopardus geoffroyi (Geoffroy's cat)
Lineage: Eukaryota; Metazoa; Chordata; Mammalia; Carnivora; Felidae
Gene: MALT1
Product: MALT1 paracaspase
Exons: 17
Coding region: 1-2547 (848 amino acids)
Biological process (GO): proteolysis
Molecular function (GO): cysteine-type endopeptidase activity
Source: RefSeq, a predicted model, not a curated record
AUGCGGCCGGCGGGAGCCGCGGCCGUCGCGGGGUCGUCGGCGCGGGACGCGUCGCUGUGCGGGGAGCUGCUGCAGGCCCCGCCGCCCCCGGCCUCGCAGCCGCCUCCGGCCGCGCCCUCGGGCCCGCCGCUCCCCGCUCCGAGCGCGACCCUCAACCGUCUUCCGGAGCCGCUGCUGCGGAGGCUCAGCGGGAGCCUGGACCGAGCGCCCGAGGGCCGGGGCUGGAGGAGGCUGGCCGAGGUGGCGGGGAGUCGGGGGCGCCUCCGGCUCAGCUGUCUGGACUUGGAGCAGUGUUCUCUUAAGGUCUUGGAGCCUGAAGGAAGCCCAAGCCUAUGUUUACUGAAGCUAAUGGGUGAGAAAGGUUGUACGGUCACAGAACUGAGUGACUUCCUGCAGGCUAUGGAGCACACCGAAGUUCUUCUGCUUCUCAGCCCCCCAGGAAUAAAGAUCACCGUAAACCCAGAAUCGAAGGCAGUCUUGGCUGGACAGUUUGUGAAACUGUGUUGCCGGGCAACUGGACAUCCCUUUGUACAAUAUCAGUGGUUCAAAAUGAAUAAAGAGAUUCCAAACGGAAAUGCAUCAGAACUAAUUUUUAACACCGUGCACGUGAAAGAUGCAGGCUUUUACGUCUGUCGAGUUAAUAACAAUUUCACCUUUGAAUUCAGCCAGUGGUCACAGCUGGAUGUUUGUGAUGUCACAGAAGUAACAGGAAACCUCCAGGGGAGUUUGGAUGGCAUCUCUGAAUCCAAGUUGCAAAUCUGCGUUGAACCAAGGUCCCAAAAGCUGAUGCCUGGAAGCACAUUGCUUUUACAGUGUGUUGCUGUUGGAAGUCCUAUUCCUCACUACCAGUGGUUCAAAAAUGAGUCACCAUUAAUACAUGAGACAAAAAAGCUAUACAUGGUGCCUUAUGUGGAUCUGGAACACCAAGGGACCUACUGGUGUCACGUAUAUAACGAUCGAGACAGUCAAGAUAGCAAGAAGGUAGAAAUCAUCAUAGGAAGAACAGAUGCAGUGGAGUGCACUGAAGAUGAAUUAAAUAAUCUCGGAUGCCCUGACCAUGAAGAGCAAACGGGUGAUCAGCCUUUGGCAAAGGACAAGGUUGCUCUUUUGAUAGGAAAUAUGAAUUACUGGGAACACCCCAAGCUCAAAGCUCCUUUGGUGGAUGUGUACGAGUUGACCAACUUGUUAAGACAACUAGAUUUCAAAGUUGUUUCGCUGUUGGAUCUCACUGAGUAUGAGAUGCGAAAUGCCGUGGAUGAAUUUUUACUCCUUUUAGACAAAGGAGUUUAUGGAUUAUUAUAUUAUGCAGGACAUGGUUACGAAAACUUUGGGAACAGCUUUAUGGUCCCUGUUGACGCUCCAAAUCCAUAUAGGUCUGAAAACUGUCUCUGUGUACAAAAUAUACUGAAGUUGAUGCAAGAAAAGGAAACCGGACUCAACGUGUUCUUGUUGGACAUGUGUAGGAAAAGAAAUGACUAUGAUGAUACCAUCCCGAUCUUGGAUGCACUAAAAGUCACCGCCAAUAUUGUGUUUGGAUACGCCACGUGUCAAGGGGCAGAAGCUUUUGAAAUCCAGCAUUCUGGGUUGGCAAAUGGAAUUUUCAUGAAAUUUUUAAAAGAUAGAUUAUUAGAAGACAAGAAAAUUACUGUGUUACUGGAUGAAGUUGCAGAAGACAUGGGUAAGUGUCAUCUUACCAAAGGCAAACAGGCUCUGGAGAUUCGGAGCAGCUUGUCUGAAAAGAGAGCACUUACUGACCCAAUACAGGGAACAGCAUAUUCUGCGGAAUCUCUGGUGCGGAAUCUGCAGUGGGCCAAGGCACACGAACUCCCAGAAAGUAUGUGCCUUAAAUUUCAGUGCGGUGUCCAGAUUCAGUUAGGGUUUGCCGCAGAGUUCUCCAACGUCAUGAUAAUCUACACAAGCAUAGUCCACAAGCCGCCCGACGUAGUAAUGUGCGAUGCCUAUGUCACAGAUUUUCCUCUCGACUUAGACAUUGAUCCAAAAGCUGCAAACAAAGGGACGCCUGAGGAAACUGGCAGCUAUUUGGUAUCAAAGGAUCUCCCCAAGCAGUGCCUCUAUACUCGGCUCAGUUCACUGCAAAAAUUAAAGGAACAUCUAAUCUUCACAGUGUGUGUGUCGUAUCAGUACUCAGGACUAGAAGAUACUGUAGAGGAGAAGCAGGAAGUGAACGUUGGGAAACCCCUCAUUGCUAAACUGGACAUUCACCGGGGUUUGGGAAGGAAGACUUGCUUCCAGACGUGUGUCAUGUGUAACGGCCCUUACCAGAGCCCAGCGUCCACCUCGACGGGGGCUGGACAGUAUCACUCGUCUCAAGACUCCUUCCACGCUCUUUACCAUUCGCAUCUUGGUAACUCAAGCAGCGUUUUGCCAUCAGAUAGUUGUCAUUGCAGCCGGACCGCGGAUGCAUUUAUCUCAAGUCCCCAUUCCCACCGCGACUCGUGUCGCUUUGGGAGAAGUAAUGUGCCAGUAGAGACAACGGAUGAGAUGCCGUUCAGUCUCUCUGACGGGCUCCGAAUUUCAGACAAGUGACCUCCUUGUGUUUGAAAGCUGCCAUAAUGACUACACGCCUCCUGUGCUACGGGACCGACAGCAAGUGAGGUGUGACGGAAAAACAAAUACAUUUUUGUAGAGAGAGAGGAUUAAUAGGCUAUUUCGUGGCAAACCCAGGACCUUGAGAUGUUGGAAUUAUAUUAUUUAGCCACAGACUUCCUCUUCCUCUUCUUGUAAGAUUUGGUGAAUUGGUUGGCUUGUUCCGUAAGAAUGCAGUGUGGAUGUGCUUAGAACAAAGGUAUUUUCAUUUCGAGCACUCGGGAGUGACAACAGUGGGAAUGACAUUGUUGAAGAAGUCCUUGUAUUUUUAGAAUGAGGGAAAAAAACCUUGGUGAUCAUCAGGCUUAACCUCGUUUUAUCGGUGGGAGAAACAGAUUGUGGCAUCUUGUUGAAGUGAGAGCUGACACCAGAACUGAGAUCUCCAGAUUUCUAUUCCAGUGUUUAUUCCACUACAUACUGCCUUCCUGACAGGUUCUGAGACAGGUAUUAUUUUUGUAGAUAGAUUUAAAGAUAAUAUGUAAAUAUGCAUGUGUGUAUAUAACCUAGUAAUGUGCAAACUUUAAUUUGUGAUUAUAUGACUUUAGUACAAAUGUCUGUUAACAGGUUUGUAUCUAAAUCUUCUGUAAACAGGCUGAAAGUUCUUGUUCCUAAGGUCGUGAAAGCACGAGAGGUGAUGAAAUGUUUGUCUCUGUUAGAGCAAGACGGCAGGACAGUUCUGCCACUGGAGAAUCCUGGCCAGCUGCUUAUCUGAAUCCUACAGACACUGGAUAUGUCUUCCUCGAUAACAUUAAUUUUCUUAGUGAAUUGUACUGGCCUUGAGAGAUCAUCUUACCACUGUUGGUUCUACCGAAAGCAAGUGAAAAAGACAACUUGCCAAUAACAAAGAUACUGAAUUCGUAACUUUAAAACGUGCCACAAAGAAAAUACCAAGCCCAGAUGGCUUCACUGCUGUAUUCUACCAAACAUUUAAAGAAUUAGCACCAAUCCUUUGCAGAUUCUCCCCAAAAAAAGGAAGCGAGAACACUUCCCAAGUCAUCUUAUGAGGCCAGUAUUCCCCUGAUACAAAACCAGUGAAGACAUCACAAGAAAACUACAGAUCAGUAUCUGUUCUGAAUAUAGACU